AUGCCCAGGUCUGCUCCAGAUGAAGCUGGUUCUGUCCACGCAGGUCCAGACGGUGCUCACCAGUUAUACCAGCGGACCACAGGCGGUUUUUACGGCGACAAGUGCUUCAAACACUUUAAUGGAGAACGUAGUGCUGGUGGGAAACUAUUUACAUGCUCUGAGUGUGGGAAAACAACUGGCAGGAAAUCAGAUCUGAAGAGACGCAUGAGAACCCACACAGGAGAGAAACCUUACAGCUGCUCAGUCUGUAAGAACUCUUUUAGCGACCACACACAUUUACAGAGACGCAUGAGAACCCACACAGGAGAGAAACCUUACAGCUGCUCAGUCUGUAAGAACUCUUUUAGCCGGCACUCAUCUUUACAGACACACAUGAGAACACACACAGGAGAGAAACCUUACAGCUGCUCAGUCUGUAAGAACUCUUUUAGCCAGAGUUCACAUUUACACGUACACAUGAGAACCCACACAGGAGAGAAACCUUACAGCUGCUCAGUCUGUAAGAACUCUUUUGGCCAGAGUUCACAUUUACACGUACACAUGAGAACCCACACAGGAGAGAAACCUUACAGCUGCUCAGUCUGUAAGAACUCUUUUAGCCGGCACUCAUCUUUACAGACACACAUGAAAACACACACAGGAGAGAAACCUUACAGCUGCUCAGUCUGUAAGAACUCUUUUAGCCAGAGUUCACAUUUACACGUACACAUGAGAACCCACAAAGGAGAGAAACCUUACAGCUGCUCAGUCUGUAAGAACUCUUUUAGCCGGCACUCAUCUUUACAGACACACAUGAGAACCCACACAGGAGAAAAACCUAACAGCUGCUCAGUGUGUGAUGGAAGAUUUCGGAGCAAGUCAGCUCUGAAGCGCCACAUAAUUGCUCAUACAAGAGACAACCUUUAG
Molecule: messenger RNA, 906 nt
Organism: Anarrhichthys ocellatus (wolf-eel)
Lineage: Eukaryota; Metazoa; Chordata; Actinopteri; Perciformes; Anarhichadidae
Product: zinc finger protein 239-like
Exons: 2
Coding region: 1-906 (301 amino acids)
Biological process (GO): regulation of transcription by RNA polymerase II
Cellular component (GO): nucleus
Molecular function (GO): DNA-binding transcription factor activity, RNA polymerase II-specific
Source: RefSeq, a predicted model, not a curated record